AUGCUUCCUCGCCGCGGCGGCUGUGGGCCGCUGCCCCACCCACCCACAAAGCGGCGGCGUGGGGAAACGGAUGGCAACGUGCAGAGGAGUCGGAUGUGCCCAUCCACCGCGCGCGUGUACCGCCUUCUCUCCGAGGACAUCGCAACGCAGAACAAGACGUGCAGCAAAGUGCUUCAGGUGCCGUCAGCAACGGUGUUCAAUUCCACUCCCCUAAUGGGGAAUGUAUCUUGUGAGGCCACUGUUCCAACUGUGGUCCUGACAAUCUGGCAGGACACAACCUUGGCUGACAUUGCAACGUUACUGCUGGAGGGUGUUCGUGAAGAUGUUGAUCUUGUUUUUGCGACGGCUCAAGGAGGUACUCAAAGCGGUGCUCUGAGUUCUGUGUGCAGUCUUACCUCUCGCUGUGCAGCAUACUUGGUCAAAUUAUCUUCAGGCUCUGUGAGCGCGGAGGGCACUGCUACACUGUGUGCGCUUGCCACUAUUGAACUCCGGCAGGUUGUGAGUGAGGAGCCCUUUGUUUUUCCUGUCCGCCGCUCCUCUAGCCUCGACGUUGAUACGACCGUGUCUUUGCUUCCGUACAGAUUGGGUGAUCCUCUUUUUUUCACCUGUGUGCGUGUGCAGUGA
Trypanosoma conorhini is the source of this 624-nucleotide messenger RNA. RefSeq lists its product as uncharacterized. The transcript has a single exon. The record is from RefSeq and is a predicted model, not a curated record. Bases 1 to 624 code for a protein of 207 amino acids. Lineage: Eukaryota; Euglenozoa; Kinetoplastea; Trypanosomatida; Trypanosomatidae.